CUAAGAAUUUUUGUUCAGCAAGAAAAAAAGAAGAAGAGGGGAGUGAAGUGAUAGGCAACGAAACCCGGAAUGGCAGCAGAGGAAGAGAAUGCAGAAAUGGCGUCGCUGUUCGAGGGGAUGGUCCUGUUCGAUCCUUGUGAAAUGGUUCUUGAAGAAGCCCCCAAUACAGACGUCGUCGGACGGCGAGGCGGCUCCACCACCACAGCUCAGCCGGCCGAGCCUACUGUUCAUGUUCCGGCUGCGCCGAAUCAUACUCCGCCGCUCGAUGAGAACCUAUUCUCUGAUCUUACACUUACCACUCCUCCUUCACAAUCCCUAGAACUCGAAGAUACUAAGUCCCCUCCGGAUCCGUCUUCAUUAUCGCUAGUCUCUCGCCAGAAUUCCACCCGUAAGAAGAGGAGAGCUGGUUUAAGGAUUGGAUAUGGCAGAGAUAGAUAUUCUGCCUCCGAUUCAGUCACAUCCACUUCUGCUCCCUUUGAGAAUUCUAAUAUUACUAUUGGACAAGCAGAUGAUAAAGAAAAGAAUCAAGCCGAAAGAGAAGAAGAAGAAGAAGAAGAAGAAGAAGAAGGUGAUGAUGUUGUUGAAGAAGAGGAAGAUCAGAUCUCCUCCGCUAUGAUUUCUGGCUGUGAUUCCUCAUCUGGGAAUGUUUCUCAAUGUGUUCGUUCUAGUGAUGCACCUUACCAAAUGGCUAAACUUGGUGGAGGUGGUGAAGACGUAACACCUGAGCAACUAAGUGGUAGCAGGAGUCAUGAUCCAGUUGAGUUAAGAUUUGAACAACUUAGGAUCCUUAUUUCCUCUAAGAUCAAAAUGGCUAAUGAAACUGUAGCUUCGAUUUCCUCAGAAAUGAAGGAAUCGAUUAGGAAUCGGAGAAAAGCUGCUCGGAAUGUGACUCAGGCACAUGCUGAGUAUAAAGAACUAGAGAAGAAGCUGGACGAAGCUUGUGAGGCCGAGGACUUCGAGAAAGCUGACAGAAUAAGUCAAAGUUUAGCUUUUGCAGAGAAGGAAAAAGAACACUUGGCAGAUGCUCUUCGAGAUGCUGAAGCUCAGUGCAAUGCUGUCGACUCUAAGAUGCAAGAGGCUCUUGACUCGCUGAUUCAGGUUGAAGAGGAAUGUGCUGCUAUGUUGCAGAGCUUUGCAGUGGAUGCAGAUUUGAAUUUAAAGACUGCAGAAGGAUUAUCAUCCAAGCAAAUGGAGGAAUGGAAUUUGUCUGUUGAAGCAAUAGAGGUAAACAAGAUGGAAUUGGAAAUUGAAGCUGAGAUAGUGUAUGAGGCUCAAAAGGUUUUGAAAGAUUCCAUCGAGCAGUUUGUUGAGGAUGACCACAGAGAAAGAGAUUUUCUUUGCAGGAAAAAAGAAGUGUUCACAGAAGAGCUCAAGCAACUGCUUGCUUUAGUGAAAGAGAAGGAGGACGAAAUAGCCGAAAAUGAUUCUCUCAUUGAAAAAGUCGACAAUAGAAUUGCCUGUGCAAUGUGUAGCUUCAAAGAAGCCCAAACCAAUAUUGAGGAAAAUUAUCAUAACUUGCAGUCUAGUCUGUCUGAGUUGAUGUUAGCAAAUGAAUCUUUAUUGGAGAAAAAGAAAGAAAUUGAUAGUUAUGUUUCCCAGGAAGAGUCUAUGAAAGCAAAGAUUAGGGAUAUUUCAAGUAUUUCAGCAGAAGAGGCAAACAUGUUUAAAGAAAUUGUUGGGUCACGAAAGAUUCUGGCUCAGUCUGUUUUGAAAUCCAAGGAGGACAAACUAAGGCUUUCCAUUACUGAGGAUGAACUUGCUAUGCACAUCCAAACGCUCAAACAACAAAUUUCUACUAUGAGAACAUCACUCCAGGAAUUGUCUUCAUCAAAGUCAAGGAUCCAGCAAGAAGUUGAUUCCUCUAAGCAAAGGCUUCUCUAUAUAGUCAAGAAAGUUCCAGAACUUGAGACAGAGAAAAAGGUUGCUGCUACUGCAAGAAAUUUCAAGGAAGCAGCACGCCUUUCAACAGAGGCGAAGGCAUUGUCCGUUGAAAAGGAGGGAAUAGAAACCAAAUUGGAGGGUGCGGAGUCAGAGCUCAAGAAAGUUGAAGAAGAUAUUUGCCGUACUGUUGAAAGACUGCAAGAAACUGAAGCACAGGUUUCAUCGAAGGAGAGAGAAUUGGGUAUGGCUAGAUUCCAGAGGCUGAUUUUAGUUGACAGAGCUUGCAGAGCAGAGAGAUCAGCUGCUUUAGAGUUUGGUGACCAUGAAGAAGCUGAUGUUUUGCUGGAGGAGGCUGAAGCAGCAGUUUCUGAAGCAAGAAAACUUCAACAGAUUUAUGGUUUUAAAGAAGAAGAAGAGUUCACUAACCUGCCAAAGCAUUUUGUCUCAGCUGAACUUGUGUCCAAGAUGCAAGGCAAGCAGUUGGUAGAACUUGCAGGCAGCAUCUGUUAAUACUUUGGCAUCGUGAUAAACACCCCGUCUUUCCUCUUUUGUGGCAAUCCUUAGGGUUUUGUGUGGAGUAGAUCCAGGAAUUGCCCCUCAAUCAUUCAAAAUUAUUUGUCGAAUGCACGAGUGGCGAAACCAGGAAUGCAAUGCCUAUGCGGAAAAUUAUUUGUUUUUUCUUAUGAUGUGUUGUUGUGUACUACGGAGUACUCCCUAUGUGUGUACAACAACCAAGUCAAUAAAAUCCCACAGAAUGGAGUCUCGAGUAGAGAGUUGUGUACUACUCUGUACAUGCAUAUGGAAAUUAGAGAGUAGAGUUGUGUACUACAUAAAAAGAUAUUGUUUCCAUUUCUCAAGAUAGGAAGCGCAGACUGUUUAGAGAUUCAAACUUCAUAUUUUGACAGACAUUUGGGAUAUAUUUGCACCUCUUGGCGUGUUUUUGACCAACCGUUCAAACAUGAGUAGGCAUUUUUUUACUUUUACAUUUUAUAAUUCAAUAGAUAAUUCCUUGAAUCCCAAGAUCUGAGCUUUGCAAACAAAAUGUGGGUACACAUAACACAUCUGGUGAUGUUUGUUUGACAGUUCUGGCAUUUGAGAGAGUGGCCUCAGGCUGGCAUUUGCAUUUGCACUCACAUACCUAUUCCAUUAAGGGUGAUGACAAUUCUGCGUGGGGUAGCUUCAUCGCGGUGCUCACAAAGCCAUAUUCCCUGCGGCCAUAGAAAGAAGGAAAGCAAAUCCAUCAGCUCACGAAUGUCGUCCACCAUUUGAACUUAAUUCCAAAUGGAACUGUGAUACAAAUAAUGAUAUCAUAUCGUUCCUUACCUAAACUUGGAGUUGAGGAACUAAUGAGCUCCCUAAAUUUAUGUAAACAUUAAAUGACUAAUCUGAAACCAAAACCUUUUUUUUUCAAAACUAGUUAUUCUCUUGUACAAAAAAAACUAGUUAUUCUC
Cuscuta campestris is the source of this 3332-nucleotide messenger RNA. NCBI's taxonomy places the organism in Eukaryota, Viridiplantae, Streptophyta, Magnoliopsida, Solanales, Convolvulaceae. The record is from the annotation of a GenBank genome assembly.